Messenger RNA from Camellia sinensis, 1357 nucleotides. NCBI's taxonomy places the organism in Eukaryota, Viridiplantae, Streptophyta, Magnoliopsida, Ericales, Theaceae. The record is from RefSeq and is a predicted model, not a curated record.
UAUAAUAAAUAUACAUGGGUUGUAUCUACAUCCAUCUUUCUUGUUGUGGGGUGUUUGGGGACUACUUUUUCAUUGGUGGGUUCACCAACCCAACCUUCAAAGAUUUUGGGAUAUCUCUUGUUCUAUAAAGACUUUUUUAAUGUGGGUUGUGACUUGUGAGUGAACAUUUUCUAUAUAUCUAUAUGUUUAUACUGUAAGAGCUGAAGAUGUUGAGGAAUUAAUGGAGAGUGAAUAAGAAUCAAGAUUUCAGUUACUUCAGCUCUGCCUCAAUCCACAAACAAAACCAUUCUCCCCUCAAAACUUCUCUCAGGUUUUCUCUCUCCUCCUUGGGAUGUUUAGGGCCAUAAUAUCGGUGCUGUUGAUUGGGUUUCUAGGCUGGGCAUUUCAAACCACCCGCCCUCCGCCACCCAAUAUUUGUGGCUCCCUGGGCGGCCCACCCAUCACGGCACCUAGAAUAAAACUUAGGGAUGGAAGGCAUUUGGCCUAUCAAGAGAACGGUGUCUCAAAAGAAAUGGCCAAAUAUAAGCUCGUCUUCAUUCAUGGAUUUGGCUCUGGUAGAUAUGAUGCAACAAUUUUAACACCGGAAAUAGCUGAAGAACUAGGGGUGUAUCUUGUGACUUUUGAUAAACCAGGAUAUGGAGAAAGUGAUCCAGAUCCAAAGCGAACCAUGAAAAGUAUGGCUUUUGAUAUAGAAGAGCUCGCUGAUCAGUUGGGACUUGGUUCCAAAUUUUAUGUGAUUGGGUAUUCCAUGGGAGGACAGGCGGUUUGGAGUUGCCUGAAGUAUAUCCCUCACAGACAAAUGUAAAGCAACAAGGAGAAUUUGAGUCCAUCCACCGGGACAUGAUGGUUGGAUUUGGGAGCUGGGAAUUUGAUCCUAUGGAUCUCCAGAAACCAUUCCUUGACAACGAAGGUUCUGUACAUUUAUGGCAAGGCGAUGAUGACGGGCUUGUACCUGUUACCCUUCAACGUUACAUUGCCGGAAGGCUUUCAUGGAUUCAAUACCAUGAGGUUCCGGGAGGUGGGCACUUGUUUCUUUAUGCAGAUGGAGUCAGAGAGGCCAUCUUCAAAACACUCUUACUUGGGGAGAAGUAGAGCCCUUAGUGCAGACAAUUUCCCAAACACUCUCACUCUCACUCUCUUUUUCAUUCUCUCUCAUUUUGUAUAUUUUCUUUGUGCUGGAGGUAAAAGUUUGCAGAAUCCAUAUGAGCAGGAAAGUUGUAGCAAGACAUUGUUGACAUGCAUGUUGAUUUAAGGAUGUGAUAAUUAGACAUUAUUUUUUAGGAAUUACUGAUUUUGCAAGUCCUUGUGAAGUGAAUUAUAAGUUGCCAUAUCAUAGUUAUGAUUUUGUUUGUUUUUA